AUGUACUCAACGUACAGUCGUGACCAUAUGUUCCCGUAUGUUACACCAUACACCUAUCAAUCGUCAAUAGCCACAUCAACAACACAAAGAACGGCAAUAACAGCCUCGUCGUCGUCAUCAUCAUCAGCAACAAUAACUGAUCCUGAUAUCGCUUUAACAUCAGCGUCGCCUAUGUGUCAUAUAUCAGCACCACCACCCGUAUUCCCUUUAUCUUCAAACUCAAAAUCACAUUUUGAACCAACAUUGGCCUUCUCCGCUUAUGAGAUUUCGAUAUUGAAAAAAAUUUGGACUUCUUUAGAAUUGUGCAUCAAUUUUGAUUCGGUGUCGCCCAAGUGUAAAAAGUACUAUUUGAGUUUCGAAUAUGAUGAAAAAGUUAGACGAGACUUUGAAUCAAGCUUGGCCACCUAUGUAUUCAACUAUAUCGUGCUAACAGGUAACUCUUCUAGCUGCGAAAUGGCAGAAGCUAGUAGAACCAAUGCAAUACAAGCGUUGAAUUUGCUUGACUCCUUUAACUUUAUGAUAUCGGAAGCUACUCUCAAGGAAAUUAUUAAUGAUUAUCAAAUAGGUCCAACGGUGAAUCUUAUCAAUAAUAUCAUUUUUGAUCUCUCUCAUGGUAAAACCAUUAACCAGAAAUUUAUAAUGGAUCUACUGAUGAGGAAUACUCGAAUUUACGAUUUAACAUAUUUGGAUUAUAGCGUAUUGGGGGAAUGUUUGAUAUUUGCAAUUCUUGACUUUUUGAGAAAAGAUGUGGAUGUGGAUGUGGAUGUGGAUGUGGAGACUGAAAACACUAGGGCUAUUCAUAGCGAGGAACAGUUGAUUUUUAACAAUUUCAUAUCUAAACUAUUCAGUGCUCUCAUAUACUAUGGUGAGGAAAAACAAAUACUUGGCACACCACAAACACAGGCACAGACACAAACACAAACUCAGACACAAACACAAGUAGAAGGAGAAGCAGGAACGCUUAUGCCAUCUCUACCACCGCUACCAUCACUUCCGCCAUUACCAACACCCCCAGUAAAGGAACAAUCUGUACUUGCGGAUACUAUAUGCAAGACCAAUGAAAAUAAGAGACAUUCAACUGUGCAAUUACAAACAUUCCCGGGCUCUAUUCGAAGUAGAAGAACAACCUCGUCAAGUACAUAUUCUUUAAUUGAUUCAUCACCUACUGAAGGAGCAUCUUCAUGUAUGUCGUUUUCACAAUUGGACGUGACAUCAACUUAUUCAACAGUAUCUACUGCUCCCACUACAGAAGAGUCGUACGCUAAUGACAAAAAGGAGUUUCCUUAUAAUGACGAACAUAAAAUGUCCCAGGAAGCCUACGAUGAAUCAGAUUAUACAGCUGAGGAUGCUACAAUUACAACUAAUACAAAUAAAGCUAUUGAAAAUAGUAAUAGUUCUUCUAGUGAGGAAGAUGAUUCAUAUGACUAUCUCAAUCUGUUUGCCGCUAAUGCUACUGAAGAAGAAACCUUAUCCAAUCAUGUAAAUGACACUAGCAUUUCCAGAACAAAUGCAAUGUCUCAACCGAUCAAGCCCAAGCGUAAUAGCAAAUGGAGUCCAUUCAGAAAGAAUAAAAAGAAGAUUUAG
This is a messenger RNA of Lodderomyces oxycetoniae, 1584 nucleotides long. RefSeq lists its product as uncharacterized. The record is from RefSeq and is a predicted model, not a curated record. The transcript has a single exon. NCBI's taxonomy places the organism in Eukaryota, Fungi, Ascomycota, Pichiomycetes, Serinales, Debaryomycetaceae. Bases 1 to 1584 code for a protein of 527 amino acids.